Nematocida homosporus is the source of this 2940-nucleotide messenger RNA. Its product is annotated as insulysin. Gene Ontology annotation, molecular function: metal ion binding; metalloendopeptidase activity; nucleic acid binding. The record is from RefSeq and is a predicted model, not a curated record. Gene Ontology annotation, biological process: methylation; proteolysis. The transcript has a single exon. Bases 1 to 2940 code for a protein of 979 amino acids. NCBI's taxonomy places the organism in Eukaryota, Fungi, Microsporidia.
AUGAUUAGUCAAACCAAAGCCAAUCGAUUGUUGUUCUUAGUCGGACUAGUUAUGGUCGGAUUGAGUUUCGCCAACGUUAUUUCUCGGCCCAAUAAAGAUGACGAGCCUAACCUGUUUCGUAACGGUCAAAUCUAUACCAAUUUGCAAGGAUCACUUGACCAUAAUAGCUACAAAACCAUUAUUCUGCCCAAUAAACUCCAAGUUGUUUUGAUUACAACUCCCGAAAGUGAAACAAGCGCCGCUUGUUUAACCGUUCAGGUUGGUAGUAUGCACAACCCCAGCGACCAUCCCGGUCUGGCCCAUUUUUUGGAACAUAUGUUGUUUAUGGGCACCGAAGCCUAUUCUAAUGUUAACGACUACAACCAAUUUCUCCAGGAUCACGGCGGGAGUAGUAAUGCUGCAACUUCUCUGGAGUACACGACAUAUUACUUUGAUGUUUCAUCAGACUAUCUCGGCAAAGCACUAGAUAUAUUUAGCGGCUUUUUCAAGUAUCCACUAAUUAAGGCUCAAUACCUCGAAAAAGAGUUGGAUGCCGUGCAUAACGAAAUGGAGAAAGGAAUGGGGAAUGAUGUCAGACGAUCUUUUAUACUUGGACAACACCUUACCGACCCCGAGUCUCUACUAUCGAAAUUCGGAGAUGGUUCGCGCGAAACUCUCAAAGAUACCAAACGAGAACAUUUACUUUGCUUUUGGAAGCAGUACUACCGGCCAGAUAAGAUGCGGUUAGUAGUCUAUGGACAAGAAUCGCACGAUGUCCUAGAAGGCUAUGUCAGAGCGUACUUUUCGGAUAUCAAGACCCAUACUGACCACGAGUGGAUCUUUUCCGAUCCGCCCUACGAACUACUGGAUGACGCCCUUCCCAAACCAAACGAAACUGAUACGUCACACGAGCUAACCCGACCGGAUUUACAAAACAAACUGGUAUACUACAAACCCCAGAGCCCUAAAAACACAACAACCCAACUAACUGUUAAAAUCAACCUACCCCAAUCACUCCAUGCAUACGAAGAGAAGACAGUAUCAUUUAUAGUUAGUGUGUUUAAUGAAGGAAAAGAGCUGAAUGGAUUCAACCUGCUAAUCAACAAUAGCAUGAUUGUAUCUGCCAGUUGUUCUUCUUCUAAGAAGACCACUGUAAGUUCUAUAACAGUUGCAGUCAACUUUAAGUCCAGUACGCAGCCACAGAUAGAAAGUGUUCUCAAUCUCAUCCAGGCUAAACUAGAAAUGGUUCGCCAAAUGGGCACACAAGAGCUCUACGAUACUUAUAAGAAGAUAUUCCAGGACCGAAUGGAGGACUACAGUCCCAGCGGACCACGUGCUACGGCUUUAGAGAUUUCCCGAAACCUUCCAUGGAUAGCUUUAGAAGACAUUUUCUCUCUAUCAUACCAAUGGGAAGCCUUCAAUGCCCAGGAAUUCUAUCGUUUUGUUAACAUCGCCCUAGACCGUUCAAAAUGGCUAGUGAUGGUUCGAACAAACGAGAUGCCAGCCGAUACUCCUCUCCAGACCGAGCCUUAUUACGGCAUUGAAUAUGCAGUAGUGGACCUAACUGGCAACACUGAUGCCAAAAUCGAUUCAGUUGCCCAACAAAUGGAAUGGGAUGCCAACUAUGUCUUUGAAGAGGUUGAUUUGACUAUGGCUAGAGAGAACAAUCAACUCUCAGCUAAGUUCGGCAGUUUUAUUACAAACACCAAUCUCUGCCCCUUUAUUGAACAAGACAAACAGGAGUAUGCUAUUUCCCACAGUGAGCCCGGUUUAGACGCCCAUCUUAUCCAUAACAAAGAUAUCACUACGAAAAAGACCAGGGUAACAAUUGUUUUGAAGACUCAGGAGUUUGAAAAGGACGCUGCUAAACACGUAGCUUUCCGUGGAUAUAUAUCCGCUUAUUUGAAGAAGUUCGAUUCUAAGCAUCGCGAGCAAAUCAGGAUAUCUAACACCAAUAUAUCGUCUCUCACUGCUAACACCGAGGAAGUUUGCAUAAUAUUCUACGGUUAUCCACUAGUUAUUCAGAGUCUCAUUGAUUUAUUCUUUGUUGAGUUUGCCGACCCUCGCCAAGAUUAUCUUGCCAUGGUUCAGUUCGCUGCCCCCACUAUGUUUGAGAAACUUCAAUACCUAAAGCCUUUGGAUGCUUGUGUGUCAUUGGGAUUUAGAAUGUACACCCAAACACAGCCUUUUACCCCAACUGAACUCAUUGCGGCUGCCAAGAACAUUAAGCUCGAGGACAUAAUUGUUGUUUCUCAGGCCAAAAUAACUAUCUUUGUGUUCGGAAACACCACUGAAAACGAAUUCCACCAUAUCAUUGCAACAGUCAAGAAACACGUUACACCAACCCCUGCGCCGCAAACUGCCAUACCCGGCACACUAUCAACACGCAUUGAGCUGCCUGCUGAAGACAAGCUUAACAAUGCCAUCAUGUUAAUCCAUGAAGUGACCGAAUUUAGCCCAAUGAGAAACUUUGCGAUAGCAGCAUUGAUUUGCCAAAUCGAAAAAGAGUUGGUCCACACUCAGCUCCGAACCGAAGAAGAGCUUGGAUAUAUUGCCUCUUGCGAACGCAUCCAUGGCUACAAUAAGGACUGGCAUCUCGUCUUUAUUGUUCAGGGGUCGAAAGGCUUAGCCCACACCGAGACCCGCAUACAGGCUUUUAUCCAAGGCAUAGGCGACCAUAUUGCCGGCCUCUCUGAUGAUGACUUCAAGAAGCACCAGGUGUCUCUUAUAACCAAGCUAAAACAAAAGCCUGCCAACAUCACCGAUUAUGCCAGGCGGGUAUGCCUUUAUUGGGAAAACAUUGAAGAAGGUCUGGAAGCCAAGGCCAAAACCCAGGCCAUGAUUACCAGUCUCGCCAAAGAAGAGGUAGCUGCCUACAUGCGCCAUUGUGCCAAUGACUUUGUGACAAUCUGUUCUUCUAACAAGUUUGCUAAGUCAGCAACUGCGCAAUCUACCCAAUAA